Messenger RNA from Bombus pyrosoma, 1943 nucleotides. RefSeq lists its product as uncharacterized. The record is from RefSeq and is a predicted model, not a curated record. Lineage: Eukaryota; Metazoa; Arthropoda; Insecta; Hymenoptera; Apidae. The transcript is spliced from 4 exons. Bases 1330 to 1836 code for a protein of 168 amino acids.
GAAACGUCAGCGUAACAUUUAUCCUCAUCGUGUUUACUCCCUUGAUUGUCAAUGCUGCACUUCUCGCCUCUGGGCCUCACCAUCGGAAGUUGUCUUUUGCAUUUUCGGCUAACCACUCUCGAGAGCCAUCCUUCGGGAGCCAUACUAGGACCGAGUCACGGUGAAGUUAAGCACUUCCGAUUUCGCAAGUUCCGUCGAACGACCAUGAUUAAGCGAUGAUGAAUCCCAACUCACUCCACGAUUUUCCUAACGAAAUUGUCGCGCGUAAUUACGAAACGAGGUUACUUGCAAACUUUAACGAAAAUGUCAAAAAUUCUUUUGGCACGAAUACCAUGAAGUGCAUCUCGAAUUUCACGUCGACGUAUAAUUAUCGCUUUCUCGCUUUUAAUAACUUUAAGUCAGCGUACCACGUUACGCACAUACUUUCUCAGAGACUUUGAUUUUCAUUAAUUAUAUUUUUAUUUAUCCCGUAAUUCGUCGAAUUUAUGUACUGCAAGUAUUGAAUUCGCGCAUAACCUUGGGAAGAAAUUCGAUGCGAUGAUCGAAAUCGAAGAAACGGAACGGUGACAGACACGGGAACAUUAGAAAUGUAAAUUCGGGUGUCAGAGCCGCCAGGCCACACCCUUCAUUCAUAUUCUAAACGGCAAUUUUCCAACGUUAACCGGUUUAUGUGUGACUAUCCUUCCACGAUCUCGUCUUAGUCCUUCUAAUCGAAACAGUAAAUAAACCUCGCGUUAUAAUACAUCCUGUGCCCGAUAUUAUGCAUGUACCAUAUAGAAACCUGUUACCAAACGUGAUACUUUUCAAUAAAUUCGCUAUUUCCGUUUGUAGCUUUCAGGCAUGUUAUUCAUAAGUUCAUAUCUUAACCUCGAUAAAACAACGUUGUCAUAACUCUACCUACCCUAAUGACAAACUCGUAAAACACACGCUAGAUCAUUCCGUGGAAAAUGAGAUUUUCUCAAGAUUCGGUCAGAUCUUGCAUUGUGCUGAGUUAUCUGCCAGGCUAACUAACAAAGAUCGUUCAUAGCGUCGUAUUAAUCGCUUCAUCGUGGAUCCUCGGGCAACGUCGAAAAUAUUUCGAUCAUUAUGGAGCGCUUACGUCGUCGAAAAAAAGAAUCACGAGCAAGUAUCCCGUUGAUCGUGACGAAGGACCGAGGAGAAACGACAGAAGAGCUAUGCGUAGGAGCAAAGGAAAAAAACAAUCACGGAUGAUAUUCGACAGGGUGGGGGAGUUUGCUCUCCAUGAAGAAUAUAUAAAUCGCGGGUAGGGCUGAAAUUCCGGUUAGUACAGAUAGUUUUGCGAGCCUAUCGCGAAGCUGUGAUCACACUAUGCAGGUCUACGCCACGUUGCUUGCCUUCGCUGUAAUCCUGGUCGUAUCGAUAGAGUCGAAACCAAUCGGACUAAACUUGUACGUCAACGAUCCUCAUAACCCUUCUGAAGUCAUCAGCGUGUAUCCGCAACUUCUGCAAUACCAGAACUCUCCGUUUUACUAUCAAAAUGUUCCCGUAGAUGUGAAUGGUAUUCCAGCUGCUGUCAUCGCUUAUGGGAAGCCUUCGGUCUCCCAUCUGCCUGCUUAUAACAUUUAUUAUAGCACCCCUGUACAUGACUUCCGGUUUCCACUGAAUCCGGUGUAUCCGCUGUUGAAACCCAUUCAGCCGGGAGAACCGCCUAAACCAAGCCCACCAUCGACAACCACUAUGAAACCAGAGAACAAAAGCACCGAGGAUGGCAUCGAAAAAUUGGACACGAAGAUUGAGCCAGAGAAAGAAAUGAAGAAAUCGAACGAGAGCGGGGAAGACAUCGACGAUGACAGCAUUAUCAUUGAGUCGAUAUAAACUGCCGUGUAUUACGUUCCACGCUUCAUGCUAAUUAAAUAAAAUAUUUAAACCUUUACCCGUUACUUCCUUGUACUUGCACGUUCAUUUAGAAAUUUAAUGGUUCA